UGUUUUGUCAAUCAUAACAUUAAAUUAGUUAAUGUUUUGUUACUUAUUUUAGUGGACUUGCGCUUGCGUGGUUUGGAACCUUAAAAAAAGUUUCUCGUAGGGAAGGAGUGUUUUACGAUUGAAUUAGGAUAGAAGCUGUAAUUUUCUGUUCGAUAAUAAGUUACUUUGUUAGAAUUCACCUGGUAAUCAAAUCACCUAUCUUUAUUGGCCAAGGUGCCUGGCAUGUCUGUUGAAAGGAAACGUUUUGAAUGCUCGGCAUUACCAAAAGGAUGGCAAAGAGAGGAAGUUUUGAGAAAAAACGGUCUUUCUGCUGGAAAGGUUGAUGUAUAUUAUUACAGCCCUGAUGGGAGGAAGGUCCGGAGUAAACCCCAGCUUGCUCGUUGUCUCGGAGAUGUCAUUGAUUACGGAUCAUUUGAUUUUCGCUCUGGAAAAGUCAAUAACCUUCUAUUGCGUAAGCAGCGGAAACAGAGGUCUACCCAAGUAGAAUACAGUCGUGGAGUAAGGACCGAUGCAUCAUUGGUGCCUCCUAUUCGUCAGACAGCCUCCAUUUUCAAACAGCCUGUCACGGUAUAUAAAACGCAAGAAGGGAAGGUGAAAAACGACUUCAAACAUGGUCCUCAGGAAAAGCCUAAACAGCUGUUCUGGGAGAAGCGGUUGGAAGGUCUGCGUGCCUGUGAUGUGGACGGUCACGAGCUGUGUGCCAUGGAGCUGCCGCGCAGUCUGCGAGCUGUCGGUCCUCAUGUGACGGAGGAGACUCUGCUGCAGUCGGUGGCGACAGCGCUGCACGUCUCUAGUCAACCUGUCACCGGACAGACUGGCUCACGGACCAACCUAGAGAAGAACCCCGGCGUGUUCAUUAACCCUGAUCAGCCCCUUGUUCAGGCUUUGGCUGUGGGGGAUGAAGAUAUCAAACGACAAGAAGACCGAGUCAAUUCCGCAAGAGUGAAGCUACAAGAAGCAAUUAAGGCGAUGACUGCAUAACCACGUUCGUAAUUCCAUGUUAAGCGUAUUAUGUGAUCAAAGAGACUAUACACCCAAUGUUUUGUAUUUUAGUGUGUAACUUUAACUUUAGUAUUAUUACUUAACGAAGGUUCACAUUGAUCUGAUGUUUUUAAAUAAAUAAUUUAUUUGAUUUGCGA
Molecule: messenger RNA, 1139 nt
Organism: Macrosteles quadrilineatus (aster leafhopper)
Lineage: Eukaryota; Metazoa; Arthropoda; Insecta; Hemiptera; Cicadellidae
Gene: MBD-like
Product: methyl-CpG-binding domain protein 2
Exons: 5
Coding region: 223-981 (252 amino acids)
Molecular function (GO): DNA binding
Source: RefSeq, a predicted model, not a curated record